This is a messenger RNA of Aspergillus nidulans FGSC A4, 1433 nucleotides long. RefSeq lists its product as uncharacterized. Bases 172 to 1263 code for a protein of 363 amino acids. The record is from RefSeq and is a predicted model, not a curated record. NCBI's taxonomy places the organism in Eukaryota, Fungi, Ascomycota, Eurotiomycetes, Eurotiales, Aspergillaceae. The transcript has a single exon.
CUGAUUUCUUUCACUGAAAAUAUUUAUUCACACUAUCUUAUCUGCUUUCUAAGAGGACUCACCGCCAACGAUAACCCCGAACAAGACCUUGCGGACAACAGCGCAACAGCUUGAUUGACAGGUCAGGACCAUAUACAUCACAGCAUUCGCAAAACAUCAGAGCUUAUAAGGAUGGUUGAAUUUAUCCCACCUCCCGAUCCCCGUGACCUUCUGCCUCCGCUGCUAGCAUGUCUUCCAACGGCGUUUGUCUCUCAGAAACCCCCGCCAGCUCUUCUUCCGCUCUUAUCACCCAUUCUACGCCAGAGAGUUCAGAUUCUUAGUUCAGUGUCGACUUCGUCGAGUGAGUCAUGGCUUCGGCUACUAUGCUGGGAUUCAGAAAAGGGUGAGCGCCUCCAAUCUCUGAUCGAUGGUGCGAGCUUCGAGCCUCACCCGGUGUCUGGAGAAAUUGAGCUGCCCGAUGAUAUCCCGGUGACAUACAGAAGGCUGGACGAGGAGACACUCCAAUCACGCGUGCUUAUACCGGAAUAUGAGCUUAAAGUCGUGUAUCUUUGGUGCCCGAAGGAGGAGUCUCCGGGUUGGCGCAUUGCCGAAGUCCUUCCUCACCAAGGUCUGGGAGAAGACGACGGGGUCUGGUCGUCUACUAUCGGGGAUGCGAACACACAUGCGAAGGAGAAGUUGGUAGAGGAUGCGUUGAAAGCAGCGGAGAGGGAUGAUCACAUAGCACCUCAGGAGGAAGACGACGAUGACGAUGACUACUGGGCUCGAUACGAUGCCACACCCGGACGCACUCCUUCAGUGAAGAAUUCUGCUCCGCCUGCGUUGACGUCUAUGCUGCAACACCACGGCCCAUCUGAAUCAUCCUACUUCUCCCAAUAUGACGAUGUGCAGCCUGUGAUGGACAAUCAUGACCCAGAUGAAGAACACCCGGAGCUUGGACCGUCUUCACUUGGUGGAGAUAUACUCACGGAACUUGCCAAACGGAAUACCGACUCAGAGUCUCAUGAACAUAUGAAUCAGACAAACGGAGCGUCAUUAAACCACCCCCGACCGGAAUCCGCGACGUCUUCAAACCCAGAGGCAGUCUCAAGACUCGAGCAGGAAGCUGAGAACCAGUCUGCAUACGAGAUAGGAGUGAAGCAACACAUCGGCUCCAAUAUUAAGAGCUUGUUCCGCCUCGCCAAAGCGACGGGUAUCUCUCGAGCCGAUUUCCAAUCCCUAGUCAAGACCGAGCUGGAUCUCUUGAAUUUGUCUGACGACGACUGACCGAGUAGACAUUCCAACGGUCUGUUUAUCACUGUACAGUUUGGGGCCUUUCAGAUUGGUUCUCAUUGGCGCAUUACUGGAGUGUUUGGAGCAUUGAGGUGCAUUUGGAUAUCCAGCGUGUCCUGAACAUAGUUUUCCUGUCGAAUCCGAUUCCAUGUCCAUAUAUAUAC